AUGGCCUCUGACAUGCAUUCUGCUGGAGCCGCCGUCGAGCUCAAGGACAAUACUGUCAUUGUCGUGCUCGGCGCCUCCGGCGACCUUGCUAAGAAGAAGACGUUUCCUGCUCUCUUUGGUCUCUACCGAAACCAGUUCCUGCCUAAGGACAUCAGAGUCGUCGGCUAUGCACGGACAAAGAUGGACCGCGACGAAUACAUCAAACGGGUCAGAUCGUACAUCAAGACGCCAACAAAGGACAUCGAGCAGCAGCUGGACGAGUUCUGCAACAUCUGCACCUACGUGUCUGGCCAGUAUGAUAAGGACGAGUCGUUCCUGCAGCUCAACAAACAUCUCGAGGAGCUGGAACAGGGCAGGAAAGAAACGCACAGGUUGUUCUACAUGGCUCUGCCGCCAAGCGUCUUCACCAUCGUGUCGCAGCAUCUGAAGAAGUGCUGCUACCCUACUAACGGCAUCGCCCGUGUCAUUGUCGAGAAACCGUUCGGCAAGGAUUUGGCGAGCUCCCGGGAGUUGCAAAAGUCUCUCGAGCCGGAUUGGAAGGAAGACGAAAUCUACCGCAUCGAUCAUUACUUGGGCAAGGAGAUGGUGAAGAACAUUCUCAUUCUGCGGUUCGGCAACUCGUUCCUGGGCGCGACUUGGAACAGGCACCAUAUCGACAAUGUGCAGAUCACGUUCAAGGAGCCGUUCGGCACCGAAGGGCGUGGUGGAUACUUUGACGAGUUUGGCAUCAUCCGGGACGUCAUGCAGAACCACUUGCUCCAGGUCCUAACCCUCCUAGCCAUGGAGAGGCCUAUCUCAUUCUCCGCCGAGGAUAUUCGGGACGAGAAGGUGCGCGUUCUUCGUGCGAUCCCGGCCAUCGAACCAAAGAACGUCAUCAUCGGCCAGUACGGGAAGUCGCUUGACGGCAGCAAGCCGUCGUACAAGGAGGACGAUACCGUUCCGAAGGACUCGCGAUGCCCGACUUUCUGCGCGCUGGUCGCUUACAUUAAGAACGAGCGGUGGGACGGUGUCCCCUUCAUCAUGAAGGCGGGCAAGGCGCUCAACGAACAGAAGACCGAGAUCCGGGUCCAGUUCAAGGACGUCACGUCGGGGAUCUUUAAGGACAUCCCGCGGAACGAGCUCGUGAUGCGCAUCCAGCCGAACGAGAGCGUUUACAUCAAGAUGAACUCGAAGCUCCCCGGCCUGACGAUGCAGACGGUGGUCACCGAGCUAGACCUCACCUAUCGGAGACGGUUUUCUGAUCUGAAGAUCCCCGAGGCGUACGAGUCGUUGAUCCUGGACUGCAUCAAAGGCGAUCACUCCAACUUUGUGAGAGACGACGAGCUCGACGCCAGCUGGAGGAUCUUCACACCGCUUCUGCACUACCUGGACGACAACAAGGAGAUAAUUCCCAUGGAGUACCCAUAUGGCUCUCGGGGCCCUGCUGUGCUCGACGACUUCACCUCCUCGUACGGAUACAAAUUCAGCGAUGCCGCCGGAUACCAGUGGCCGACAACAUCGGCUGCGGGGCCAGGCAACAAGUUGUGA
This is a messenger RNA of Chaetomium strumarium, 1527 nucleotides long. RefSeq names its product glucose-6-phosphate dehydrogenase. The transcript is spliced from 6 exons. NCBI's taxonomy places the organism in Eukaryota, Fungi, Ascomycota, Sordariomycetes, Sordariales, Chaetomiaceae. The record is from RefSeq and is a predicted model, not a curated record. Gene Ontology annotation, biological process: pentose-phosphate shunt, oxidative branch; glucose metabolic process. Gene Ontology annotation, cellular component: cytosol. Bases 1 to 1527 code for a protein of 508 amino acids. Gene Ontology annotation, molecular function: NADP binding; glucose-6-phosphate dehydrogenase activity.